AUGGACAACCUUCAAAGACGAGACAACGGAUCCAUCCGUACGAGUGCGAAGAACAUUGACCGCGCCGCGGCGGGGGCUCCCCCGGUGAUAGUUUCCGACGCCCCGAUGACCCAGGCACACGUCCGAGUUCCUGACUCCGUGGACCGGCCCGAAUGGUUGAAGCUCCGCUCGAGGCGCCGUAGCGACAGAAGACGUGCCUCCUCGGCCUCCUCCACCCACCCCACGCUCGGCGCAAUCCCUCCCUCUCACAGUCGCAAGAUGUCGAUGGACUCGACGACCUCUUCCUUGGCUACCGAGGCCUCCCUUCGCUCCGCGAUGUCCACGCCCCUGCACCGGGGCCAGAACGAUGAGAGGGUUCGGCGUUCCGUCACGUUCGCUGUUGACGACCAUGACCGCCGCCGCCCCUCGCUCGACUCUAAUCCACGGAGACGAACAGCAUCAUCUGCAGGGAGAAAAAUAUUUCCGUCUUCGUCGUCGUCUUCGCCUUCGUCUCUGGCGUCGUCCCAGCAGCAGCAGUGCGGAGUCUGCCGGGCCGAAUUCACGCGCUACCGUCGGCCGCACCGCUGCCGCGCGUGCAGCAAGGUCGUGUGCGCCACGUGCUCGCCGGCAAGACUCCCGAAGCGGACGUGCAAGCCCUGCGCCGGAGACUCGGCCAUUCCCCGCGUCUUCUCAGUCGUUUCUCCGGCACGGGGACGUGUUUCCCCUCACGCACCCGGGGAGGAAACGACUAGCGCUACACGAGCCUCUCGGCGUUGUGUAGGCGCCACGGUGAUGGCCGGGGUUCCUGCCGACACGGGUGUCAUUGUCACGGCGGUGGCGCACGAGGCGGAGGUGGUUGGUGUUGCCCGUGCCGAAGAGGUGGGCAGGGCUGGGACCGAGGAGGGAUCGAGUUCUCUCGGUGUCGCGGGGAAUGUGAGGCUGGGUGGCUCUGUUUCUGAGGAUCGUGUGGGCAAGGGUAAGCCAGAGAACCCGAGAAGUUCGGGCGGUAAAGGGGGGCUGGGCGUGGAUUCUGUGGGUGAGAGCGAGCCCGGGGGUUCGAGCAGUCUGAGAAAUACGAGCCAAGGCGGAGAGGUAUGGCGAUCGAACGGCAUUGUUGGCGUUGCGGGUGAUCAACACGCGGAGCACUUGGAUAGCCUGGACGGCACCAACAGCAACACUGAUGGUUGUGGGAGUGCCACCCGUGUCGAGUUCGACACCCACCUCUCCCCAACAGCCUCGUUGAAUGAUUAUCCGCCCGCGGGCUUGGAUGGACUGCCCCCGCCAACAGCCACGCCGGGGUUAAACACGUACCGGUAUGUUGCUACUGUUGCUACUGCCGGUACCGGUGCCCGUCAGGCGUGGGUGGUAGCGGAUGGAGGGUCCAAGCCAAGGGAUGAGAGGACGGUGUCGCCGGCCUCUGGUGAGGAAGUCAAGCCUGAGGAGGAGGAUGAGGAGGACCGUGUGUCUAUCGCAACGAGAAACGAAGUGGGUAGCGCGGUACCAGAGGUUGAGGACGAGCCUGAGGUCCGGCAGGCUCCUGUUCCUGCUGCUCUGCUGCACCCCCCUCCCGCGGCCGCUUCACUGGCAACGGAGCCGCGUUGCGGACAGCCCCACCUACCUCUUGAGGCUAACGAGGCCACACGUGAGACUCCGCCUCCGUCGGUCGAGUUUGAGCGGGGAACGGAGAUUGCGCGAGUUCCCAACCCCCGUAACCGGGAAGAGAGGGACGGGGUAGUGUCUACACCCCUCCGACACCGGGGCCCCCUCGAGGAGGAUAGUCGGAUUAUUGCGAAGAGGGAGGAAGACGAGGAGAAGGAGGGAGAGGAGGCGGAGGCGGAGGCGGAGGUGGAGGAGGAGGAAGGGGAGAAGGAGGAGGGAGGGGGGGGAGGGGAGGAGGAGGUGUUGGAGGAGGAUGUGAGCGGCCAGCAGCAUGAGACGACUGGUGCGGUCGAAACGACGGAAGAGGACCUCCGUUUUACCGUGGGAAGGGUCAACGACGGACCCGAAGGGGGAAAGGGCGUCUCGGACGCGGCUGCGAGGUUGAACGCGGAGAAGCGAUGUGGGGAAGAAGUGACAGACCCCGGAACAGCGGACGUACCGUUCGUUUUGCCCAAGUACCACGAAGGGGAGGGGGACUUGGCGGAGGGCGAUUGCGCAGAGGGUCUAAGCGUCGACAGAGAGGAAGGCGAGUGCGACCGUGAAGCGUUGGUUCUGGGUGCAGGAGUGGCCGUGGACGGCCGCGUCAAGGAAGAACCGGUACAGGAAAACAGCGGACCAAUGGGUCCGCUUGCUACGGCAGCUAUGCCGCAGGGAAAACCGCAGCAGCAGCAGCGGGAACAACAAGAGGAGGAAUACGGGGAGGGGGAGGGGGAGGGGGAGAAGGAGGUGGAGGAGGAUGGAGGAGAAAGGGGGGAGGGAGGGAAGGAGGUGGAGGUGGAGGAGGAGACGGACAGGGACACGGAGACGGUGUUGGUUCUGGGUACAGACAUGGCCGUGGACGACCGCGUUAAGGAAGGACCGGUAGAGGAAGAUAGCGGACCAAUGGAUCCGCUUGUUUCGGCACCUGCGCCGCAGAGAAAACAGCAGGAGCAGGAACAAGAACAGCAGGAUGAGGAGCAGGAAAAAGAACAACAGGAUGAUGAGCAGGAACAAGAACAACAGGAUGAGGAGGAGCAGCAGCAAGAGGGGGAGAAGAAGGUGGAGGAGGAGGAAAAUGAGGAGGAGGAGGGGGGGGGAAGGGAGCAGGAGCAGCAGGAGCAGGAGGAGGGGGAGGGGGGGGAAGAGAAGGAGGAGGGGGAUGGGGAGGAGGCGGAGGAGGAACAGGAGGAUCAGGAGGGCGGAGUGGACGAGGAAGGUGCAAGUGUUGACGGUGAAGCUGUUGCGGUGGGAGAUAAUACGCUGGCCGCAACCAGUGCCGGGACGAUGACCGACAGUCCCGUGAACGACCAGUUGGCAGGACAGAAAACACCGGGCUUGCCGGGAGCACUACCCAUAAGUCACGAGGGGGGGGGGCGGACAGACGACGAAAAUGUUGGGGAAGAUGGAGUGGAAGAGGGAGAGGAGGCGUCGACCGUGGGGGUAGGGGAUGCGAUGGCGGGGCCCGGUAGCGCGACGGACUCAUUCAGUACGACAGCAUUGGUGUCGGCGGAAGAGGGGGGCACCGCAGAGGACGUUGGGGGUGAGGCGUCCUGCAGCCAUGACGCGGGAACCAAGGCGUUGGACACCGCCAUCGACAGUAUUGCUCAAGCGCCAGACUGCAAAGAGGGAGCGACUCAAGACGAUGACGUGGGGGAGAAGGCUGCUGCUGCUGAGGGGGAGGGACCAUGUAACUACAAGGAAAGCAGCGACGCGUUAGGCUUGCUUGUCGAUGCCGCAGGUAUCACACAGCACGAGCAAGAAGAGAGGGAGCCACAAGAGGCCGAGGAGAACCCAGCCCCUUCUUGCGGCACGGCUGCGGGGACCGCCAGCGAGAAUAACGGGCGGGGGAAUACUGUCGCGGCGGGAAGUGGCGGGGUAGAGGGUGCCACGGUCGAUGCACCUAUGGGGAGGGUGGACGAGACUGCUCCUACGAUGAGAUCUGAUUCAGAAGCUAUCGACAGCAGUCGUGCGGAUAGACGUGGUUCCACUCGUGAGGCAAGCGGGGGUUAUGCUGACGGCGGCCGGCAUAAGAGUAACUGGCUCGCUGCUCUGAAAGAGUUGGUUGAGAAGGGUGGCUCGUGUUGUCACUGACGAGCUGGGGAGUAGUUUCUGUGUCGUGUCGUUAAUGGGGGGGGCGGGGUCAUGGCGAUAUCGGAUCAAGUGGUUGGUUCGUUGCCUCGUUUGUAUACCCCCCUUGCGCACUGCGCAUCUAGAUUAGAGUUGUUGUCGAUGUUCUUGUAAUACUCUGCUGUUGUGACCAUCUCAUUGGCCAUGUCUCUUCUUUGCCGGCACCGAUUUUUUGUGUGCUUGCCUUGUGUAUUUUUUUCUGUUUUUCUCGCUAAUGAGGCGCCGUACUCGUGGAUUGGUGAUCUUGGUCGAGAACGUAUUGACACGCCCCCGAUUUUGACCUCUCGGGUGUUUGUUGUUUGUUCGAUGUUUCGCGUAUAUUCUACUACGGUGGCAACAACGUUGUAUCGGUAAGCGUUUAUUGUGCCUGGCGUCCGUGUCUAUAUCUCAGCCUCUACGUUGUGUCGGUGGCCGCGUCACCACUUGUUCCCGUACCGUACCAUCUUGUUCCUGUACCGUAUCAUCACAGCCUUACCCUCUGGGGUGGGGUUAGAGUUUCCUAGUCCUAACCUGUUUUGUUGUCUUGCUUGUUUUCGUUGGUCGAACGGGAGGAUGGGUCGUGGUCGUUCGGGCAGCUCAAUGCCCCCACUCACUGCUGAGCAAUACUACUGUCCGAUGCUACGCUGCGUGUUCAUCAAGCAGG
Molecule: messenger RNA, 4387 nt
Organism: Ectocarpus sp. CCAP 1310/34
Lineage: Eukaryota; Phaeophyceae; Ectocarpales; Ectocarpaceae
Source: the annotation of a GenBank genome assembly